AGAUGAUGCUAGAAACGAGCCAAACACUAGCUCUAGCUACUAGCAACCAACUCAUUGCCAUACAGCGCCACCGCGAAUCAAAAGGUUAAGACGCCUAUUACCGCGCGCGCCACUGCCGAUCGAUCGACAGCAGACCCACGCACGCCAUGUCGUCGCCGGAGCCUGGAAGCAUCCCGAGCCGGUGGCGCGAGCUGCAGGGCGCGGGGUCGUGGAAGGGGCUGCUGGACCCGCUGGACCGGGACCUGCGCGCCUCCAUCAUCGCCUACGGCGAGCUGGCGGAGGCCACCUACGACGGGUUCAACUCGCAGCGCCGCUCGCCGCACGCCGGCGCGUGCUUCUACGGCCAUGCCGACCUGCUCGCCGCCGCCGGGGUGUCCCGCGCGGGCUACUACUCCGUCACCAAGUUCAUCUACGCCACCAGCGGGUUCUUCCUGGCGCCCACGACGGGGACGUCCGUGCCCGAUGCCUUCUUCGUGCUGCCGCUGCCGUCGCUGCUGGAGGAGCCCUGGUGCCGGGAGUCCAACUGGAUGGGGUACGUGGCCGUGGCCACCGACGAGGGCGUGGCGGCGCUCGGCCGGCGCGACAUCGUCGUCGCGUGGCGCGGCACCGUGGAGAGCCUCGAGUGGGUCAAUGACCUGGACUUCACGCCGGCGUCCGCCGAGCCCGUGCUCGGUCCCGCGGCGGGUGAUUUCGACUCCGCCGUCGUGCAUCAUGGGUUCCUGUCGGUGUACACGUCCAGCGACGAGGACUCCAAGUUCAACCAGCAGAGUGCCAGAGAUCAGGUCACGGAGGAGGUGAGGAGGCUGAUGGAGGCGCACAAGGAGGAGGCGACCAGCAUCACCGUCACGGGCCACAGCCUCGGCGCGUCGCUGGCGACCCUCAACGCAGUCGACAUGGUCUCCCACGGCGUUAAUGUGCCACCCUCCUCACCGCAGCAGCAGCCGCCGUGCCCGGUGACGGCGAUCCUCUUCGCGAGCCCGCACGUAGGCGACGACAGCUUCAAGUCGGCCUUCGCGUCGUUCCCAGACCUCCGUGCGCUUCAUGUGAGGAACGCCGGUGACGUGGUGCCCCUAUACCCGCCUCUCGGGUACGUGGAUGCGGCGACGGCGGUGCUGCCCGUGGACACUGGCCGGUCGCCGUACCUAAAGCAGCCGGGCACCGUGCAAACGCGCCACAACCUCGAGUGCUACCUGCACGGCGUCGCCGGGUUCCAGGGUGCCAGCGGCGGGUUCAAGCUUGAGGUGGACCGCGACGUGGCCCUGGUGAACAAGGGUGCUGACGCGCUCAAGGAUAAGUACCCAGUGCCGCCCAACUGGCAUGUCAUCAACAACAAGUCCAUGGUGAGGGACUCCGAUGGUCACUGGAAGCUCAGAGACUUCGAGGAGACCUGAUUGAGAAGUGUGUAUGUGCUGCCACAUGCCAAUGCCACGUACAACUAAUGCCGACAUGCUUAGUUUUACGUCAAAUAAAAAUUGUUUUAAAAUUUAUUUAUACAAGAUAUACUAAACCGA
This is a messenger RNA of Aegilops tauschii subsp. strangulata, 1511 nucleotides long. Its product is annotated as phospholipase A1-II 7. Gene Ontology annotation, biological process: lipid metabolic process. Lineage: Eukaryota; Viridiplantae; Streptophyta; Magnoliopsida; Poales; Poaceae. The record is from RefSeq and is a predicted model, not a curated record. Gene Ontology annotation, molecular function: glycerophospholipid phospholipase A1 activity.